Balearica regulorum gibbericeps (East African grey crowned-crane) is the source of this 518-nucleotide messenger RNA. The record is from RefSeq and is a predicted model, not a curated record. NCBI's taxonomy places the organism in Eukaryota, Metazoa, Chordata, Aves, Gruiformes, Gruidae.
AUGAAACUUCUUUCCGCAACUCCUGGAAAAAUUGUUUGUGAAAUGAAAGUAGAGGAGGAGCAUACAAACAGAGGUGGCACAUUACAUGGAGGUUUGACAGCCACGCUUGUGGAUGUGGUGUCAACAACAGCAUUGCUGUACACAGAAAGAGGAGUGCCUGGGGUCAGCGUGGACAUGAAUAUCACAUACACUUCUGCUGCUAAGAUUGGAGAAGAGAUACUGAUUACAGCUCAGAUUUUGAAGCAAGGAAGAAAUAUUGCAUUUGCCAGCGUGGAUUUAACAAAUAAGGCGACAGGAAAGUUAAUUGCACAAGGUAGACAUACAAAGUAUCUAGGAAAUUAAUAUAAGUAAUUUAAAAAAUAAUGUUGGGUUUAAGAAUGCCAUAUGGAAUCAUUUUCUCAUUUAUGCAAUGAGACAUUAUCUGCACAAAGUUGUGAUAGUCUAUAUGAAGUGAUUUACUCUCACUUCCAUAAUAAACGAACAAAUUUCUUAAUUACCACCAGAAUUGCUACAAGCUU